AUGAUGCCGGCGCGACGGCGCACACACCGCACGUUGUCUAUCGCUGUGCUAGCAUGUGUUUUUGUUUACAUUCUCAUUCAUCUCAGGUCUUCACCUUUGUCAUCAUCGGUCCGGGAGCUUGACAAGCUCAAGCAGUUCAUGAAUUAUGGCAGCAACGUCCCCUCCACGCUGGUGGCCACCAAGAGCAGUGUUGACUGGGCUGCGAUUCGCAUGUCUCAUAUGCCCCCGUCAAAACUGACAAAACUGCCUCGAGGUCGAAAAUCGCGACUUCCGCGUAUUCAGCACGCAUUUGCGUCCGAGUUACCGUCGGAUGCAGUCUUGCGAGAGUUCCGACAAGACCAAGUACGUCAGGUAUUCAGGAAUGACUGGCAAAAUUACCGCCAGUAUGCUUGGGGAAAAGAUGCACUCAAUCCCGUAUCGGGUACCGCCAAGGAUCAAUUUUCAGGAUGGGCAGCCACUUUGGUUGACUCUCUCGACACGCUUUGGAUCAUGGGUCUGAGAGAUGAGUUCAACGAGGCUGUUGCCGCUGUGGCCAAGAUAGACUUUGGAAAUAGCACGUCCAACCGCGUCAACAUCUUCGAAACCAAUAUUCGUUAUCUGGGCGGCUUGUUAGCGGCUUAUGAUUUGAGCAACUCUGACGUGUUGCUCACCAAGGCGGUUGAACUUGGAAAUCUCAUAUACGCUGGGUUCAACACUCCAGACCACAUGCCCGUGGACUUUAUCGACUUUGAGGCUGCCAAGCGUGGAACCGGUUUAGAAGUCGAAGAAUGGGUCGUCUCAGCUUCUCCGGGGACGUUGUCACUCGAAAUGACACACCUGUCACAGAUCACGGGUGAUGAUAAGUACUACGACGCGGUUGCACGAGUUAUGCAGGAGUUUCACAAGCAACAGCCCAAGACCAAACUGCCGGGACUAUGGCCAAUAUGGGUCUCGAUGAGAAGUCUGGACCUAUCAAAUCGAAUUGAAUUCAGCCUGGGAAGCAGUGCUGACUCUCUGUACGAGUAUCUGCCAAAGAUGUACGCGCUGCUCGGCGGCCAAGAACCCAUGUACGAAACAAUGACGAAGAGUUUUAUGAACGCAGCUACCACACACAUGUUCUUUCGGCCAAUGCUACCUGGUGGAGAGGAUAUCCUUAUUGCCGGCAAUAUUAAUGUUGAAAGCGAUGGAUCAUCACCAUUAGAUCCCGAGAGCGAACAUUUAGCUUGCUUCAUAGCUGGCACAAUGGCACUCGGAGGUCGGUUAAUGGGCCAACCUGGCGAUGUUGAAACAGGCGCGAAACUCGCCAAAGGUUGCGCAUAUGUCUACAAUGCGUUUGCGAGUGGCUUAAUGCCAGAGAGAUAUAACAUGGUGCCGUGUGAGCCUAUACUUGCGGCGAACUGCGCAUGGGACGAGAAGAGAUGGAUUGAGGAACAGCAGAUGCGCGACGAGUGGAAGCCACACUUGCCAAAGGGAUUCACGACGGCCAAAGAUCCUCGUUAUCUUCUGCGACCAGAAGCUAUCGAGAGUUUGUUUAUCUUGUACCGAAUCACCGGCGAGCGAAGCUAUCAGGACACGGCGUGGAAAAUGUUUCAAGCUGUCCAUAAGGCUGCGAAGACUAAAUAUGGGCACGCAGCUGUCCGCGAUGUAACCAGGGUGUUCGACGAAGAGUCCCGACAGCAGAAUCUUGAGGAUUAUAUGGAAAGUUUCUGGUUUGCCGAGACAUUGAAGUACUUUUAUCUCAUCUUUUCGCCGCCGGACUUGAUCGACCUUGAUGAGUUUGUGCUCAACACAGAGGCACAUCCAUUUCGGAGACCACAAUAG
Molecule: messenger RNA, 1800 nt
Organism: Pochonia chlamydosporia 170
Lineage: Eukaryota; Fungi; Ascomycota; Sordariomycetes; Hypocreales; Clavicipitaceae
Product: glycosyl hydrolase family 47 protein
Exons: 2
Coding region: 1-1800 (599 amino acids)
Biological process (GO): carbohydrate metabolic process; N-glycan processing
Cellular component (GO): endoplasmic reticulum; Golgi membrane
Molecular function (GO): mannosyl-oligosaccharide 1,2-alpha-mannosidase activity; calcium ion binding
Source: RefSeq, a predicted model, not a curated record